Messenger RNA from Hibiscus syriacus, 1670 nucleotides. RefSeq names its product CBL-interacting protein kinase 32-like. Gene Ontology annotation, molecular function: protein kinase activity; ATP binding. NCBI's taxonomy places the organism in Eukaryota, Viridiplantae, Streptophyta, Magnoliopsida, Malvales, Malvaceae. Gene Ontology annotation, biological process: protein phosphorylation; signal transduction. The record is from RefSeq and is a predicted model, not a curated record. The transcript is spliced from 15 exons. The coding region runs from base 16 to 1518 and encodes 500 amino acids.
UUUGACUGUUGUUUGAUGCUUCUCAACCCUUUGGCCUCGGCUGUCAGCUCACCUCAAGCUCAAAAAAAAUUGAAAUUAUUUUUUUUUUCUGGGAAAUUUCAUUUGUUUAUUUCAAUAUGCUUCUUGUUGGGUAUUCUAUAUGAGUCCUUAGCUUUCAAAAACCUUGUAGAAGAAACCCGGGGUUACAUAGGAGAAAUGAAUGAACCUAAAAUCAAGCGUCGUAUGGGUAAAUAUGAAGUGGGAAGAACUAUUGGGGAAGGGACAUUUGCGAAGGUGAAGUUUGCUAGGAAUUCUGAGACUGGGGCACCAGUGGCACUUAAAAUUCUUGAUAAAGAGAAGGUUCUCAAGCAUAAAAUGGCUGAACAGAUCAAGCGGGAAAUAGCUACAAUGAAGCUGAUAAAGCAUCCGAAUGUUGUUCGUUUACAUGAGGUGAUGGGAAGCAAGACAAAGAUAUUCAUUGUGUUGGAGUUCGCCACCGGGGGAGAGCUGUUUGAUAAAAUUGUAAAUCAUGGUCGGAUGAUCGAAAACGAGGCCCGGAGAUACUUUCAGCAGCUCAUCAAUGCUGUUGAUUAUUGCCAUAGCAGGGGUGUCUACCAUAGGGACCUUAAGCCUGAAAAUUUGCUUUUGGAUGCUUACGGUAAUCUCAAAGUUUCAGAUUUCGGGUUGAGUGCAGUGUCUCAGCAAGUCAGGGAUGACGGUCUCUUCCACACUACCUGCGGAACACCGAAUUACGUCGCACCCGAGGUCCUUAAUGAUAGAGGCUAUGAUGGUGCAAUGGCGGACCUUUGGUCAUGUGGCGUCAUACUCUUUGUCUUGCUCGCCGGAUACUUGCCUUUCGAUGAUUCUAAUCUUAUGAACCUAUAUAAGAAGAUUUGGGCAGCUGAAUUCACUUGCCCCCCUUGGCUAUCAUUCAGUGCAAUGAAAUUGAUAACUCGGAUCUUGGAUCCGAACCCCAUGACUCGCAUUACCAUUCCGGAAAUUUUGCAGGAUGAAUGGUUUAAGAAAGGUUAUAAACCUCCCAAAUUCGAGGAAAAAGACGAUGUCAACUUAGAUGAUGUCGAAGCUGUUUUCAAGGAUUCCGAAGUGCACCACGUGAUGGAAAAGAGAGAAGAAGAACAACCAACAACUAUGAACGCUUUCGACUUAAUCUCUAUGUCGAAAGGGUUAAACCUUGGGAAUCUGUUCGAUGCAGAACAGGGAUUCAAGAGGGAAACGAGGUUUACGUCUAAAUGUCCGGCUGAUGAGAUCAUCCAUAUGAUUGAAGCUGCCGCAAAGCCUCUCGGCUUCGAUGUCCACAAGAAAAACUACAAGAUGAGACUCGAGAACUCAAAGGCCGGGAGGAAAGGAAACCUUAACGUGGCAACGGAGAUAUUUCAAGUGGCACCUUCUUUACAUAUGGUUGAGCUGCGGAAAUCAAAGGGGGACACUCUCGAAUUUCAUAAGUUCUAUAAAAACCUUUCAACAUAUCUUGAGGAUGUUGUCUGGAAAAAUGAGGAGGACAUGGAAGAAACAAAGUAAAUCAAUCCCAACUCUAAUGACUUUGAUCUUUUUGCUCAUGCUUUUUGUCGUGCCCCAUGUUUCCCGACUGUUACACAGCCAUGGAUCUUCCAAUUGUUUUCUUUGAUAUUAGAGUUGGAAAGCUUGGAUAGGGGGUGUACAAUUCGAUUUUA